UACAACAUCUUUGAUUCCCUGAGCUUCAUUGCGGCCAUGGACGCAGGCUUGGUUGCUCAACUGGCUGCGUUGAUCCAGAAUCAGAAUCAAAGGGCCAACACCCUCCAUUCCAUGCCGAUCUCUUGUGACUCGAACACAAUGUGUUCGAUGGGGCCAUACUUGCCACCUGUUUCAAAAUCGAUUCCGGAGACCUCCAGUUCUCUUGAGGGCUACCCAUGCAGUUUGCGCCCACCACCAGGCCUGGAACACGUGACACCUGUUCCAAAGGGUGCAGGUCCAAAAGCUCGUCAGAUCUCCAAGUCAUCGAUGUCCACAGCCUCGAGCGAAGUGGAACAAAUGGAUGAUCACGAGGAAUUAGAAUCGAAUGCCUCGGGCGCAGAGGGAUCUCCAGCGGCAAUGGCAAUCCCAGGUGAUAUGUCUAUGAUUGCUCGGAGUUGGGACUCUGCUUUGCGUGAGCUGCUUCACAGCGUCCCACGCCUGGCCCGAGAUGGGAAAGGAGCACCCCUUUUGGCGCAACAUAUCAAUUCCAUGGACAUGCAAGGCCUCACUUUGUUGGUGGCGGCCUUGCGCCCACAACUUGCUGAACUCUCUUGUGAUGCAGCUGGUACUGGAGUGGUGCAGCAGAUCUUUCGGAGCUGUUGUGAGCUGCCAGCCCAGCGCAUCCAAUUGGUUGAAGGCUUGCAGGGCUCUAUCCAAAAGUUGACCAAGGACAAGAACGGCUGCUUGGUCAUCCAAGAGGCCUUGGAAUCAGCGACCUGGGAGAUGCAGAUGCCCAUCAUGACGGAACUCAAGGGCAAGGUGUUCUACUGCAGCCGCCACAUGCAUGGCAACUUCGUUAUGCAGAAGGUGAUUCAAAUGCUGCCACCGAAUUCUUUGGGUUUCAUGAUCUAUGAGCUGAAGGAGAAUGCAGUGGCAGCGGCAUUGCACAUCUAUGCUUGUCGCGUGCUUCAGCGGCUGAUUGAAUGCUGUGGGGCAGCAACCUCUGACUUGGUGGACAUUUUACUGCAGCCAGGUGAACAGCUUCAGCGCUUGGUCAAGGACCCCUACAGCAGCAAUGUGAUUCGAUCUUUGGUGGUGUGCGGCACUCCAGAUCACGUGAAAACGGUGAUGGAACUCUUCAGCCAGGAUGUCAUGAAAUACUCUCGCAACCGCCAUGCAAGCUUGGUUCUUGAGAAGUGCUUGGAAGUUUCAGCCUUCGGAGUCAAAGCGGUCUCGCUCACUCAGGAGUUUUUUGGUCCAACGUGCCAUCUAUAGGAGCGUCUCGAGUUGAUGAAUGCGUUUUUCAGUACCUCACGCAGUGCCUCCCCGCCGCUGCUGCAGAUCAUGCUGGACCGCUUUGGAAACUAUAUUGUGCAACGCGUGAUUGAGACCUGCAGUGGAGCAGAGAAAGAGGAGGUGAAGCGCUUGCUUGCCUUGGCUUUGCCAAAGCUUCAGAGUUCUGCUGCCGGAAAGCAUAUCCUUUCGGCAGCUGCCAAGAAGUUUGGCUUGAAGGUGCAUUCGCUUGCAGCUGGUCAGUGAAAAAGACCUGAGACGGCACCUGCCUGCAAUAGACUGCCGAGUUUCAAAAAUUAAUUGCUGAGAAGAUCAGGGGUUGAUAGAUGUCCUGUUUUGGUGGC
This is a messenger RNA of Cladocopium goreaui, 1616 nucleotides long. Lineage: Eukaryota; Dinophyceae; Suessiales; Symbiodiniaceae. The record is from the annotation of a GenBank genome assembly.